UCCUUUCGACGGAGCAACCGCGCCAGGAUCUACUGAUCGUAUGAAGACAUACAAAAUCACCGCCCGCAGUUUGUGUAGACACAACGCAACGAAUGAACCCCGUAUUUACUAGCUAAACGCGCACUGGAAAAACAGAUAGCUAGCAUUCAAUGUAGCUUGCAGGUAAAUAUUUUGCGAAAUAUUUAAUAACCCAGGUUUGGCAUGGCGGAGGGAAGCGGCAACGCAGGUGUCGGUCCAGCCAACCUCCCUCCAGGAGACCCGCAGCUUAUCGGCAUGAUUGUGGAGCAUCUGAAGAACCGGGGACUGUUCGACGAGUUCCGUCGGGACUGUCUGGCCGACGUUGACACAAAGCCUGCCUACCAAAACCUGCGACAGAAAGUUGACAACUUUGUCAGGUCCCAGCUGAGCACACAGGACUGGAACCCGUCUAUCAACAAGAACCAGAUGAGGAACGUCCUGAGGCAAAGUGUCGUCCAAUCUGGCAUGCUGGAAUCUGGUGUAGACAGAAUUAUCACUCAGGUCGUGGACCCAAAGAUGAACCACACUUUCAGGCCGCACAUAGAAACAGCAAUCCAUGACUUCCUUUCAGGAGAAAAAAAAGAGGAGACCCCCAUGAGCUCUAACACUGCACUGUCUGAACUGACAGAACCACAGGAGGCCCUUUGUGCUUCGGGCCCCAAAACCCCCGUGCUGUCCAUGGAUCUGCAUGAUGUCCAAGAGAAACAAGUUAGCCAGGCCAAGAGACGGCUUUCUCUGCAGAGCACAGCUGAUAUUCAGAGUUGCCUGGUGAGUUCAGGGGAUGUUGGCUGUGGGACAUUUCAGUGCUUCAGCAACAACUCCUGUGAAAUACAAGGGCUGCACCACAUCUGCCUCACUUUGCUGCACAACGCUGGGCGCUACAACUCCCAGGGAAAGUCAUUUGUGAAGGAUGCGUUGCGAUGCAUGGCGCUGGGCCUGCGGCAGCGCUUCAGCUGUGUAAGCCGCCGGUGCUCAGCUAUUAAAGAGAUGGUGUACUCUCUGCAGAGAGAGUGCUACUCCAAACACCAGCUGUGCCUCGCACUGUGGGACCACAUGGACACCAUGGGAACCCUGGUCCAGUUCAACCUGAUGUUUCCCCCAGGACCGUAUGUGGAGCUGAUGAACUUCCUGUUGAGCUGUGGUGACGAGGUCAGGUCAUGGGUUGGUCAGCGGCUGCGCAAGCAGUGCGAGCAACACUGGGGGGCGCUGUGCAGCAGCUUCAGCAGCACCUGCUCUCUGAGCCAAUCAGACGCUCCAGAGCUCACCACAACCAGUCCACCACUAACCACUGCGCCUUGGCCUAUCACUGCUCAAGGACCCCUUCAGGAGCCAACCACAGCAGCCAAAAACGAGGACAAGAGUCUAGCUGGAAUAGCAAGAGAAUCUGAUCUCCCUGUGUCUGCAACAUCUGAAGUCAGCACAUCGUAAACAGAAAAGAGGUGCAGACAGGGUUCACAGAGAAGUUCAUGCACUUAUUACUAUUAUAUAAGCCGAGUCAAAGCAGAGGAAGUCAAUAAAGUGAAAGCAAUAGAUCAUAACUUAUUAAAUAUCUGUGCUAUAUUAAAUAGAAAAAUGAUGAUCUACCUCACUCUAGUAUCACAGUAAGUUUGCAUC
Molecule: messenger RNA, 1632 nt
Organism: Cheilinus undulatus (humphead wrasse)
Lineage: Eukaryota; Metazoa; Chordata; Actinopteri; Labriformes; Labridae
Exons: 7
Coding region: 202-1446 (414 amino acids)
Cellular component (GO): extracellular region
Molecular function (GO): hormone activity
Source: RefSeq, a predicted model, not a curated record